Nicotiana tabacum (common tobacco) is the source of this 620-nucleotide messenger RNA. RefSeq lists its product as uncharacterized. The record is from RefSeq and is a predicted model, not a curated record. Lineage: Eukaryota; Viridiplantae; Streptophyta; Magnoliopsida; Solanales; Solanaceae.
GUAGAUCCUUUUCAACCGGUAGUCUUCAAAAAGACUCGACCCCUCCCCCCCCACCUUCGCCCACCUAAGGCCCUAACUCCGGAGUCUUUCUAUAUGUAUCUCCCUUUGUAUACCCAUCAGCUGCCAUUCCCCGCCACGUUUUAGCGCUGAAACAAAAAGGAUUCUUCUAGGGUUUUCUUUCCGACCUCUCUGAUCAAGCAAAAUCAUGGGUGGAGGCAACGGUCAGAAAGCCAAGAUGGCUCGCGAGAAGAAUCUCGAGAAGUCAAAAGCUUCCAAAGGAAGUCAGCUCGACACGAACAAAAAAGCCAUGAGUAUCCAGUGCAAGGUGUGUAUGCAGACAUUUAUGUGCACGACAUCAGAGGUGAAGUGCAAGGAACAUGCUGAAGCUAAACAUCCAAAAUCUGAUCUCUAUGCCUGUUUUCCUCAUCUCAAAAAGUGAACCGUUUAAUUAGGUGCCAAACAUCCUUGCAGAAAAAAAGUUGGUAUUAUCUGCCAGUCACUAGCUGCAACUAUCAAGUUGUGAACUGCUUGUAUUGUAUGUGUGUGCUCGUUUGUGAGACUCUCAAGUUGUGUUAGUGGUUUGUUUUAAUUAUGAAGCCUCCUGCCGUUGAGUCAAUUUA